UUUCGUUAGUUUCCUCACCAAACACUGUACUGAUAUUAUUGUGUGAUAAAAAAAAAAAAACUGGAAGGCAGCCGGUGGAGAAGGAGCUGUUUGCUUCAGACAAAGACCAAACCAAGCCCAGCUGGUAAAGCGGACCGAGUCGCUGCUGCUGCUGCCAUGGAACUGGUCUUAUAAAAAGAGGCGAAGAAGACGAAGAAUUUUUUUUUAGCACUUUUUAAACCAAAGAAAACCAGUUUUGAAUCUAGCUGUGGCUGUCGGAAGGAAGGCGGGGAAUACAAAGAAACGCCUGCUGAAAAAAACCCUCAACAUUUUAGACUCACUCAAUCAAAUAAAGGAUUAUAACGAACCGAAAUCCUGCUGCUGUGACAGGUCAACGGUAGUACAUGGAUUAUCUGUGUUUUCGGGCACUGUGCUGUAAAGGACCCCCACCGCCGAGACCAGAGUAUGACGUAGUGUGCAUCGGCCUGACGGGGGCAGGGAAGACCAGCUUGCUCUCGCGGCUCUGCAGUGAGGGCAGUGACGGCAUCGUUCCAACAACAGGUUUCAGUAUCAAGGCAGUGCCAUUUCCAAAUGCCAUCUUAAAUGUAAAAGAACUUGGAGGAGCUGACAACAUCAAGAAAUAUUGGAGUCGUUACUACCAGGGGUCACAGGGUGUAAUCUUCGUCCUGGAUAGUGCAUCAUCAGACGAGGACCUUGAGGCAGCGAGGAAUCAGCUCCACUCGGCUCUGCAGCACCCUCAGCUCUGCACACUACCGUUCCUUAUCCUUGCCAAUCACCAAGACAAGCCUGCAGCCAGAGCGCCAAACCAGAUAAAGAAAUACUUUGAGCUUGAGCCGCUGGCACGAGGAAAGCGUUGGAUCCUGGAGGGCAGCACCACUGACAAUAUGGAGGCGGUGAAGGGGAGUUUUGGUCAGUUCAUCAUCCUGUUGGAGGACAAGGAAAUAGAGCCUGCAAGGAUAUGAUGCUAACCCACGUUAGCGGUCACUGACCGCCUUUACUGCUGGUGCCCACGUCCACACACCCGAGCAAGCACAGACACAAACACACAGGAAAAUGCAACAGAUGUUGGCCACUCUUCGUGAUGAAUAUUGUAUGUUAUCCUCCCUCCACUGCGGUCUCAGCUUUCACAUCGGAGGAGCGAGACGGCGCAUCGGUGGAGCGCUGCAGACUGACAGAAGAGAGCCACCUUUAAAGCCACCCAGGCUCAGCAAAAGGUGUCUGAAGCCUGCCAGCAAUGGAAACCAUGUUUACUACUGUUAGUGCCAUUGUGAUGUAACCUAAGGCGUUUAGGACGAUUAGCAAUUCUUUAGUCAGCAUUAAACACUAACACGCUCUUAAAUGCUCACGCAGACAUAAAACUGAGAGGAUCCAAGAAUAUUUUUAGCAUCUCCACUUAUUGCUUUGCAGGAUGUUUGAGCGAACACAGCUGAUGGGCUUUUCCACUGAGAAGUAUUGUACUGCUGUAACCUCUGCUUCUACCUUUGACUCUCUGACAACACAUGUUGUUCAGUGACUGGAGUGAAUAGUCUUAAGCCCUGUGCUCUGUAAGGUAGUUACCUAAUAUGAGUAGUAUAGGCUGAGUGGAAUAUUAUGUACAAGCAAAGAAGCAUUUUCUGUGUAACUAAACAGGAGAGUGACUGAGGGCGUCGCUGGCAGGAUGUCUGAAUGCUUUUAUAAAUGUGUGGCUUAGGUUUUAUUUUAUAGCUAAUGUAUGUUAACCUCUAAAGCAGCAUAUUGAUUCAGUAUGUUUUUUUAUGUCUGUCGUGCAUAUAUCACAUGAUUUGUUUCAAAUCAGACCAAAUCAAAAAAAAAAAAAAAAAGGAAAAAGGAAAAAGGUGAUUGACUGGGAUGGAUGUAGACACAACACAGAGAUGUAAUGAAUUUAGUGUGCGUCUAGUGUUGAUUAUUGUUAAUUAUUUCUACUGUAUUUGCUUUUCUAUCUGACAAAACCUCUCAACACAGGCUGGUGUCUGCUUUCCCAUCAGGCUGGAAUACAAACU
Messenger RNA from Cyprinodon variegatus (sheepshead minnow), 2000 nucleotides. RefSeq names its product ADP ribosylation factor like GTPase 15 (gene arl15). The transcript is spliced from 5 exons. The record is from RefSeq and is a predicted model, not a curated record. Lineage: Eukaryota; Metazoa; Chordata; Actinopteri; Cyprinodontiformes; Cyprinodontidae. Gene Ontology annotation, molecular function: GTP binding; GTPase activity. The coding region runs from base 384 to 962 and encodes 192 amino acids.